AUGGCUGGAGGUCAAAAGAAAUCGACCAAAAAGUUCGAGAAGAAGCAUCUGAAGGAUGUGCUCGAACGUCGGAAAUCGUUUGCGAAGAUCAAGCAGCGCAAUCACCUCAAAGAUAAGCGCAAGGCUGACAAUGCCAAAGUGAGAGCGGAGGCGGAGGAGGGCGACGAGGAGGGUCGCGAGCAGGAGAAGAAGAAGCAGAACGCCUUCGCGGAAAUGAACGUGGACGACUUCUUUUCCGGCGGAUUCGACAUUGCAGACUCCGAUGCUGGCAAGGGCAAGAAAAAGGCACAGAAGAAGGAUGUCACCCCGAAGAUUGGGAAGCGCAAGCGAUCGGAAGAGCAGAAGGAUGAUGAAGAAGCCUCUGAGGAUUCCAGUAGCGAGGAAGAAGACGGGCCGGCUGCUCAAAGCGACGACGACGAGGGAUCCGAUGCCAGCGGAGCGGACGACUUUGAGGCGCACAAGGGCCAGCUGGAAGCUCUGAAGGAAAAGGACCCGGAGUUCUACAAGUACCUGCAAGAAAACGAUUCGGAACUGCUUGAUUUCGGUGAUCACGGGGACCUGGCGGAAGUCGACGAGCUGAGUGAAGAGGAGGAUGAAGGCCCCGCCAAGAAGAAGAAGAAGGCCCAGAAGGACGAAGAGGAAGAAACAACGAGCAAUACGAUAACAAUCGCAAUGGUCAAGAAGUGGCAGAAAUUGAUGGAAGAACAGAACUCUAUCCGGGCAAUGCGACAAGCCGUUCUUGCUUUCCGUGCUGCGGCCUACGUGAACGAAGUGGAAGCCCAAGAGCAAAAAUACUCGAUCUCGGACCCGGAAGUGUACCACCGGGUUCUUGUCACAGCUCUCAGCAAUAUUCCGAAGGUCCUUUCGCAUCAUCUUCCGGUCAAGGAGACCGCGUCCGGCAAAGUCAAGCUGUCUCUCGAUUCGAAGAAGUUCAAGACCCUCACGCCUCUCAUCAAGUCGCACACCUCCUCCGUCCAUCAGCUGCUCACGAAUCUGUCCGAUGAAUCGACUCUCAAACUGACUCUCUCUUCCGUCGAGCCUAUGCUUCCCUAUCUCCUCCAGUUCCGGAAGCUCCUCAAGGUUCUUGUGAAGACGAUCGUCGCAAUCUGGGCUGACGUCGCUACCGCGGAAGCCACUCGUAUCACAGCAUUCCUUCUGCUGCGGCGAUUGAUGGUGAUUGGCGAUUCUGGGCUGAAGGAGUCUGUCCUCAAGGCCUCCUACGAGGGCGUUGUGAAGGGCAGCCGAAACACCACUGUGCACACUCUCCCCGGUGUGAACCUGAUGAAGAACUCGGCUGCCGAGCUCUGGGGCAUCGACCAGAAUGUCUCCUACACCGCAGGCUUCAACUUCAUCCGCCAACUCGCUAUUCACCUCCGCAGCAGCAUCACCAACACCUCCAAGGAGUCCUACAAGACCAUCUACAACUGGCAAUACGUCCACUCGCUCGACUUCUGGUCCCGUGUCCUCUCCCAGCAUUGCGAUGGCCUCGUCGAGGCCAAGGCCGGCAAGCAGUCCGCUAUGCGUCCUCUCAUCUACCCCGUUGUCCAGAUCACCAUCGGUGCGAUGCGCCUCAUUCCCACGGCGCAAUACCUCCCCCUUCGUUUCCAGAUGAUCCGAUCUCUCCUCCGUCUCUCCCGAUCCACGGGAACCUACAUUCCCCUCGCCUCCGCGCUCGUCGAGGUUCUCAACCUCGCCGAGAUGCGCAAGCCCCCUAAAUCCAGCACUCUCAAACAACUCGACUUCAACACGACGAUCCGCACGCCGAAAUCCUACCUCCGCACGCGCGUUUACCAAGACGGCGUCGGCGAGCAAGUUGCCGAGCUCCUCUCCGAGUUCUUCGUUCUAUGGACCAAGCACAUCGCUUUCCCCGAACUCUCUGUUCCGGUCGUCGUCUCCCUGAAGCGCUGGCUGAAACAGGCCAGCUCGCGCUCCGGCGGCAACAAGAACGCCAAGGUCAACCAGAACAUCCUGCUUCUGGUGCAGAAGGUCGAGACCAACGCCAAGUGGAUCGAGCAGCGCCGACUCAGCGUCACGUAUACCCCCCGAAGCCGGGCGGAGGUGGAGACCUUCCUGAAGGACGUGGACUGGGAGGCGACCCCGCUGGGCGCGUUCGUCAAGUCGCAGCGGAAAAUGCGUGAGGAGCGAGCCAUCCUCAUGGAGCAAUCACGACGUGAGGAAGAGAAGCGGAGAGCCGAGGAUAAGGAAGCCGACAAGGACGUGUACAUGGAUGAGGGUGCGGUUAGUGCUGACGACGACGAUGAUGAAAGUGACGGCGAGGAGGAUGGCGAGGAUGCGGAUUCCUCCGGCGACGAGAACGAGGAAGAGGAGGAGGAGGAGGAAGAAGAAGAUGAAGACGAGGACGAAAUCGAGAUGGAAGACGAGUAA
This is a messenger RNA of Aspergillus melleus, 2385 nucleotides long. RefSeq names its product mRNA-binding ribosome synthesis protein NOC2 (gene NOC2). Lineage: Eukaryota; Fungi; Ascomycota; Eurotiomycetes; Eurotiales; Aspergillaceae. The record is from RefSeq and is a predicted model, not a curated record. The transcript has a single exon. Gene Ontology annotation, biological process: ribosomal large subunit biogenesis. Gene Ontology annotation, cellular component: Noc1p-Noc2p complex; nucleolus; nucleoplasm. The coding region runs from base 1 to 2385 and encodes 794 amino acids.